Saccoglossus kowalevskii is the source of this 551-nucleotide messenger RNA. RefSeq names its product histone H1-III-like. Gene Ontology annotation, biological process: negative regulation of DNA recombination; nucleosome assembly; chromosome condensation. Gene Ontology annotation, cellular component: nucleus; nucleosome. Gene Ontology annotation, molecular function: nucleosomal DNA binding; double-stranded DNA binding; structural constituent of chromatin. The record is from RefSeq and is a predicted model, not a curated record. NCBI's taxonomy places the organism in Eukaryota, Metazoa, Hemichordata, Enteropneusta, Harrimaniidae.
ACAGCGAAGAGAACUAAUUCACCACGAUGUCUGACGCAGCACCCGCUCCACAGAAGAAGGCUACCAAGCCAAAGAAGCCAAGAGCACCGGCUGCCCAUCCUAAAACCAUUGAUAUGGUUGUUGCUGCUAUCACCAACUUGAAAGAUCGCAAAGGGUCUUCUCUUCAGGCCAUCAAGAAAUACGUCGGCGCUAACUACAAAGUCGACCUUGACAAGAUCACUCCAUUUAUUCGCCGUGCUCUGAAGUCUGGUGUUACCGAUGGAAAAUUUGUGCAAAUCAAGGGUACUGGUGCGUCUGGUAGCUUCAAGCUGAAAGCUAAAGUUAAGGCUGAGAAGAAAGCAAAGAAGCCAAAGACACCGAAGAAACCCAAAGCAAAGAAACCAAAGGCAGCGACGAAAAAGCCAAAGGCAAAGAAACCAAAGGGUAAGACCCCUAAGAAAGCUAAGAAGUCGCCAGCAAAGAAACCAAAGGCAGCAAAGAAGCCCGCCAAGAAAGCGCCAGCAAAGAAGGCAAAGAAGCCAGCAAAAAAAGCUGCUCCCAAAAAGAAGUGA